Malaya genurostris is the source of this 2137-nucleotide messenger RNA. RefSeq lists its product as uncharacterized. NCBI's taxonomy places the organism in Eukaryota, Metazoa, Arthropoda, Insecta, Diptera, Culicidae. Gene Ontology annotation, biological process: proteolysis. The coding region runs from base 12 to 2090 and encodes 692 amino acids. Gene Ontology annotation, molecular function: serine-type endopeptidase activity. The record is from RefSeq and is a predicted model, not a curated record. The transcript is spliced from 7 exons.
AGGUUAUUACGAUGAUCGCUCGCAGCCUACUUGGACUUGCCCUGCUGGUGGUUUGCAAUUCGGCAGUUGACGACCACGAGGUUGCCACUCGAAUAGCCAGCGCUAAAUGUCAGGAAUACGUGGAUAUGGUUUCAACGCCACAUGACGUCAUGACACUGGCGCUGGAUUCACCCGUUCGACACGUGUACAGCCUGGAGUGUCCACUGCAGAACCCUUACGUGCUCGGUGGCAAACGGGUUACCAAACAUGAAUUCCCCCACAUGGUAGCGUUGUGUUACCGAAGGUUUCCGGGAAGCACCGAUUCUUCCAAUCGGUACGAGUUUCUUUGCGGUGGGACACUCAUCAGCGAGCAGUUCGUUUUGACUGCCGCCCAUUGCAUUAACGACAAACUUGAUGUUGUUCGAGUCGGAGUUGUGGAUCUGAACGACCCAGACGCUGAGGAUUAUCGCAUCGGCGAACAGUUCAUUCAUGAGGACUAUUCACCGGUGACGAAAUACGAUGACAUAACUCUGCUACGGUUGCAUCGCAACGUGAGCAUCACACUUCACAUUCGACCGGCUUGUCUAGGAACGGACCGUACCGAACGAAUACGACGUGCCACGGUUACCGGCUGGGGUAAAACAGAUCUUGAUUCGGGCCCUUCCAACGAACUGAACAAGGUUUCGCUAGACGUACCAACGGAUCGUCGGAAAUGCUCCAAAAUGUACAACCGUCCCGGGUACAGCCGGCUGAUGGAUCGACAGAUUUGUGCCGGAUCGUUGGAGGGCAGUCAGGACGCUUGCCAGGGAGAUUCCGGGGGUCCGUUGCAGGUGUUCGAGGAAGGCAAAUGCCGCUACCACGUGAUCGGAGUGGUCUCGUUCGGUAAAAUCUGCGGUUCGGCCGAGUACGGAAUCUACACCCGGGUUUCGCGUUACCUUGCCUGGAUCGUCGCAAAAGUUUGGCCCGAUCAGUGGCAGCACCGGGACGAAUGGGAAUACUCAAACGAGCCGACGACAUUAUUCAUAACAUCUCCCAGGGAAGCAGCAACAGAAGGCGACUCAUGUCCGUUCCAAACGGGUCCGGGUGUAUGCCUCGGCUACAGCAACUGCCGUCCGGUGCUGGAAUCGCUGGCUGCCCGGAUAACGGUGUGCACCUACAACGCCAAGGAAGCGGUCGUCUGUUGCCCUCAUGACUAUCAGAUGCGCAUGGAAAAGCUACAGACGCACCAGGCGGGACUGCGAAUCAGCGCUAAAAAAUGCAAGGAAUAUGAGCGAUUGGCCAGCCCCACUCAAAUCCUGAGUUGGCUCAAACCGAACGCCGAGCUGAUUCAGAAGCGAGGCAAAAUGUGCAACGCAGACAACAAGCUGAUUGUGGGUGGUGAAGCGGCCAAACUGGGUGAAUUUCCGCACAUGGCAGCCAUCGGCUAUCGGAAGCCGGACACCGGCACCAUCGAGUACCGGUGCGGUGGAUCGCUGAUCAGUGAACGGUUCGUACUGACGGCAGCGCACUGUCGCAGCAAGGAAGCGGUGUUGGUUCGGUUGGGAGAUUUGGAUUUAUCCAGCGAUUCGGAUGGGGCUAGACCCGAGGAUUAUGCAAUUGAAACGUUCAUCAAACAUCCGGACUACACCAUCCGCAAGAAGUACGAUGAUAUUGCGUUGGUUAAGUUGGCAGAGGCAGUCCGCGUGAGCCAUCGGAUCCGGCCGGCUUGCCUGUACCAAUCGGUGGAGGUCGAAGAGCACAAGCUGAUCGCAACCGGGUAUGGAGCCGAGGAGAGUUUUGGUUCCAGUGCCAAUCAGCUGCUGAAGGUGGUCCUCGAUCGGUUCAGUAGAGCGAGCUGCCAGCAACAGUAUCGCGAUAUCGGUCAACUACUCUCGCAGGGCAUUGCCGACAGUCAAAUCUGUGCCGGUUAUGUCGAUGGUGGCCGGGACACCUGCCAGGGUGAUUCCGGCGGGCCGCUGCAGGUACGGGACGCGGACAAUGAUUGCCUGUUUUACGUGGUCGCCGUCACCUCGUUCGGCAAAUCCUGCGGUACGGCCAUUCCGGGUAUUUAUACACUUGCUUCCUGGUACCUGGACUGGAUCGAGUCCAUCGUUUGGAGCCCGACGAUGUAGAAUGUAGCUGAAAAAUAAUAAAAUGAUUAAACCGUGUGACCGUUUCG